AUAAACUCAAAAUAGAAAAGAUAGUGUAUGUAAACGGAAGUUCAUGAUUUCGUGGCCCUACACGUCAAUUCAAAAAUGUGAACCAAUUGUGAUUCAAGUUUUAUAUCGAUAAGCGUACCAGGAGGAACAAACAACAAAAGUCAUAAAAUGUUUCGGUAGCGUGCGGCUCCUUUCCUGCUUUCGGAAGCAAGGUAUCACCUGUUCAUCACGGGCGCAGCAUCACCUGCUUCGUUCUUGAACAAGGCCACGAAGAGCCGCAGCCUGCAAGAGCAAAAUGCUAGGAGGCGUUGGGACGUACACGCAGAACCAGUGGUCCUGGUUCGGCGGGCGGGAUGUCACUGAGGGCGAGGAGCAUGUGGACCAGGAUGACAACCGAGUCUUGGCGGACGCGCGGUUUCGGGACCGCAUGACCUGGUUUCUCAAAAAAUGCACGGAUUUGACCGGAGGCUACAAAUACAAGGAGCAGCUGGAGCGGAAUAUCUGUACAUUCACAGUUUGUUUAUUAAAACAAAAGUGGCGGGCGGCUCUCGCUCUUGUUGUAUUUGUAGUUGUACGUUAUUGGUCGUCGUCACACUCACACAAUGACAACGAUGAGCUAAUCAAAAUUCUGAAAACAGACGCGGGCGAGGCGAAGAUGCUUUUAAACAUGGACGAUUUCUACCAGUUUGCGAAAACGAUAUCCUGUGCAAAAGUAUCGUAGUCGUGCUAAUUGCAAAUAUGCAUGACAAAUCUCCUUCCUAAUGUAAAACAGCAUUACAAAUUCCACUUUUCUUCUUGCCAAAAUUUGUGAUGCAAUUUAUAAUAUACUAGUGCAAUUGCGAUACUUUUGCAAUGCAUAAACGACGGACGAUGACAAGAUGGAGAUGGAAUUGAACAUGGUCAAGGACAGCAUCAUUCUGCGACCGUCGCAAUUUAUUCCAAUCAUGGAAAGAUGCUGCAAGGACUUUUACGACGAGGAAAUGAAGUGUACGCGUUUGUUUGUUUUUGAGCUCGUACUUCAGCGUUCAAAGCGAUUGUCCUCUUCUACAUGCAGCUAGCCGCGUCGUUCUUGAAUUAGGAUUCUACGGAAAACAAAGAGUAUGUUUUUCUUUCGUUUCUUUCUACAUUGUCGAACCUCGUCCCUAACCCACCAGCGCUCCACGGCGGCUUGACAGAGGAGCAGCGGCAGCAACUACCCCACCUGGAGAAACUGCCUAGUUCGGACCACCUGCAGGUGCAGUUGACCUGCAACGUGGUGGAGGACGACGAGGUAUCCUGUGCAAAAGUAUCGCAUUCGUAGUAAUUGCAGUCAUGCAUUACAAAUCUAUUUGUUAAGUCAAAGCCGCAUUACAAGUUUCAUUUUUCAUGCUGAGGGAAUUUGUCAUGCGAUUUCCACUAGUACGAUGCUUUUGCAUUUCAUACGAGGACAGUAACCAGCUGAAGUCCUCCGGUAUGCCGCUGCGGAAAAUACGGAAACUUUUAGCUGAAGAAGUGGAGAGCCUGGUCAUGGUGUCCGGAAUUGUGGUGCAGUGCAAGUCGAAGCGGCACAAAGCAAAAAAGAUGACGAUCCGCUGCAAGAGCUGCGGCUUCACGACCGCAAAAGAAGUAAGACCUGGCCUGCACGGCAUCCAGCUUCCCAAGAAAUGCACCAGUAUUUUGUUUUGAGGACUCCUUUCUUGAUCAACACCAACAUCUUCUCGCUGUUCUUCAUUUUGGUGUCGUUGGAUCAGCAUCGUGUUAACCCUUGUAUUUCUGCAUGCUGCACCAGCACGACACGACUUGUUCUUAAGCAGUUACAGUAGUCGUGAACAUGAUGGUGAUGAAAUUGUAAAGUGAAAUCCACACUCGCUCCUACCAGAUCGCGAGAACCUUCCUGCGGACCAGAUGGGUCAGGCCGGCGAGAACGCGGUCGGUCAGGAGCAGGAGAAGUGCGAUCCCAAUCCUUUUCUCGUCGUCCCUGACGAGUGCACAUACUGGGACAUGCAGGAGAUAAAGCUCCAGGAGCUCCCGGAGGACGUCCCGCUCGGAGAUAUGCCCCGGUCCAUCAACUGCAUCAUGAACCGCAGCAUGGUCGACGCACUGCAGCCGGGGAACCGCGUCGCCAUCAUUGGCGUACCAGUAAACCAAGACGCGAGCACCAAGAAGGACAACGGCAAAGCGGGGAAAACGAUCCACCUGUCGUACCUGCAGGCAAUUGGCUUUGUGAAGGGCGGAAAUUUGCGAAUAGGUAAUAUUCUUCCUAUAGAACCACAAAGAGCUUUCUAAUAGAUACUCGUUGUGAUUGAUGACGACUCUGCAUGCACCAUUGAUUUUUCUUCGAUUUCGCACUCCUCGACGAUGAAAGAAGAUAACCUGCUUGUUGUUUUUCCUGCUACAUACAGGGCCAAAAGUCUCGGUCGCGGAAGAGGAAAAAUUCAAACAGUGGGCCCGCGAGGGCGUGUAUGCAAGAAAAAAACUGUGUAAGUGUAACUCUGUAAUGCAGAACAUACAACAGAGCUACACCCCUGUCAUGCCACAGCACAAACAUGAAGCCCUCUUUUGCUUUUCAUGCGUGUUUUCCCUUAAUGCAAGCCGCGCAUGACAGGUUUUCUCUGUCAUGUAGAGCAAAUUUGUGAUGCUGUCAGCCGAAGAAAGUUACACUGACACAGUUUUUUUCUUGGAUAGCGUGGAACAAAACGGGAAGAUGAUUCCGAUAAUAGAGGCCGUCGCGAAAUCGGUCGCCCCCAGUAUUUGUGCGUCCGACAAAGAUAACAUCGACAUGGUGAAGCAAGCGGUGGGGUGCUUGCUCUUCGGCGGGGCAGCGAAAAAACUGCCGGAUCAGACCAAACUCAGGGGGGACAUUAAUGUCCUCCUGCUCGGAGACCCAAGUACGGCGAAGGUAAAAUAAAGGGCGCUAGUGGUGCUGUUUUUCUUUUAGUUGCGACACAAGGACAAGUGUAGUGCACCAGUGGAGAAAUUCAUAAACUUUCUCAUCCUGCGCAAUCUACUAUUGCAAUUUGUUAUUUUCCUGUACAUUUUUCUUCCUGCAGUCCACGAUCCAGUCGUGAGUCGUUGUCGUGCCGAAAUCUUGCAUACAUGAAAAUAAAACCCGUUCCACAUCUACAGUCCCAAUUUUUGAAAUUCGUCCACCGGUGCGCCCCGGUCUGCGUGUACACGUCUGGAAAAGGAUCGAGUGCGGCCGGGCUCACCGCGGCUAUUGUCAAGGCAGGGGACGGCGGCUUCGCGCUGGAGGGCGGUGCCAUGGUGCUGGCUGAUGGAGGUAUAAUGCUUCACUACCUUUGCCUUCGCAUCUCUCUGGUGUAGUUUCAGGAGAGUUGUUCUGGGAAGCGGACACAAAAACAUAAAAAGAAAACAUACAACACCAUCUAGGGGUCGUUUGCAUCGACGAGUUUGAUAAGAUGCGCAACGAUGACCGCGUCGCGAUCCACGAGGCCAUGGAGCAGCAGACCAUCUCCAUCGCGAAGGCCGGGAUCACCGUCGUGCUCAACACGCGGUGCUCCGUCUUGGCGGCCGCAAAUCCGAUCUACGGGACGUACGACGACCAAACCAGCACCGCGGAGCAGAUUGACUUUGCGUCCUCCAUUCUGUCCCGGUUCGAUUUGAUUUUCCUCAUCCGAGAUGUGCAGGAUGCAGCACGGGACUACGAGCUCGCCAAGCACGUGAUCCGGCUGCACGGGGUAUCAACUGCAAAAAUGUCUGGGUCUGGAAGAUUGCCAGGUUUGUCAUGCAUAUUUUGCAUGACCCAUGAUAUCUGUGAUGCAUGCCCUAACAUCACAUAUUUUUAGAGGAAUUCGCGAUGCAGCCUCUACCGCAUGACAAAUGCCCUCUCCAUCGCGUAGCAAAAAUUACAUUCCCUUUGCUGCUCAGGCAAUACAGUUUUUUUCGGAAUCCAAAUGCAGCAUCACAAGUUACAUCCUUCCAGACCCAGACACUUUUGCAAUCCAUAUGGGGCGAGCAAAAACAAUUUGGAAAACAUGAACUUCGUGAAUCCGCCCAUCAGCGGCGAAGACAUGAAGAAGUUCGUCACCUUCGCGAAGCGGCGGUGCGACCCGCGGCUGACGCAGGAGUCCGCACAGCAUCUAUGGAACUGUCAGGAUUGAAAUCGUCAAAGUUGAAAUAGUUUGUCAUGCAUAAAAUGCAAUGCAGAAAAUGCCUGUCUUGCAGAGUAGGCAAGGAAGGCAGAUUGUAAGCCUGUUUCGGGGUAGAAAUCGAGCUGCUAAAGUAGCAUGACAAAAGGCGUCCUCCUUACCCAAACAGCAUUACAAAUUGGCUUUCGACUCUACUCAAAUUUGUCAUGCGCCGCUGAGAAGUUGGGCUUGCAACUGGUAUCGAUUUUAUGCAUUACAAGUUAUUUCAACUUUGUCGAUUUCAACUCUGACACAUCCAUAGCAUCUGCAGGCAAACUACAUCAGCAUCCGACAAGCGAUGGCGGAGCAGAAAGCCACGGGGAACUCGGUAACGUUGCCGAUCACGGUGCGGCAGCUGGAGGCCAUUUCGCGCAUAGCGGAAUCCCAGGCAAGGAUGCAAUUGAUGGACCAGGUAGAAAAAUAUGAUCUGAUGUCGUAGAUUACGUUUUAUUUUUCGGAGCAAUAUCUUCAUUCAUGCUUGGGGUCUCUAUCCUUUAGCCGGAGCAGGAAGUGGCGGACGAACCAUCAUGAAAGAACAAGAAUCGUCGCGCACCAGGUCCAACCCUACCACGUGAAAGAGGCCUUCCGGCUGUUCAGCGCGGCUACGCUGGAGGCGAACGCCAACCGGCGAAACGCGGAGGUACAGGAACAUGAGAAAGAGGACGUCAAGAACUGCGAGAACCAAAUCACCGACCGCGUGGCGAUUGGCAGCAAGGUGAAAAGGGAAACGCUGUUGCGGUACCUGCAGGAACAGGGCGUGGACGACAAAAUCGCGAAAAAGACGAUCAUGGUGCUCAUCCAGCGCAUAUCUCAAGAAAAAGUGUUACAGUUACACACUGUGUUGCAAGACCGGCAACACAGACAGCCUUUCUCAUGCACGAAAUGCUUGGGAGGCUCGUUACCUUCCUGUUUUCCCUUAUGAUCAUCGCAUUGCAAGUUUUCUCUGCCACACAGAGAAAAUUUGUGAUGCAGAAACUCCAACA
This is a messenger RNA of Amoebophrya sp. A120, 5089 nucleotides long. Lineage: Eukaryota; Dinophyceae; Syndiniales; Amoebophryaceae. The record is from the annotation of a GenBank genome assembly.